Molecule: messenger RNA, 870 nt
Organism: Priapulus caudatus
Lineage: Eukaryota; Metazoa; Priapulida; Priapulimorpha; Priapulimorphida; Priapulidae
Product: cadherin-87A-like
Exons: 7
Coding region: 1-870 (289 amino acids)
Biological process (GO): homophilic cell-cell adhesion
Cellular component (GO): membrane
Molecular function (GO): calcium ion binding
Source: RefSeq, a predicted model, not a curated record
AUGAGUAUUACACGUGUGGUUCGUGCCCAGGACUUUGCUGUUGCUGUGUUGUUCUAUGAGAGUAUAACGUGGCUGUCGUUGCGAUUUGCUGAGCUUGCUGUGAUAGUGUUCUAUGAGGUGGUGAUUGGUGAUCCUGAGGAGCGCUUUCGCGUGGACGUCACACACACGGGUGACUCGAUGUUCAUUCAGAGUAAAGACCUCGACCGCGAGCUGUACCCGCAUUACAACGUCAUAGUGAAGGCACACAACUGUGUCAACCGCACCGAUCGACUUGAGACUGACGUCGACUACAGCGCCACCGACCUGACGCUGCUGCUGGUGCGUGUCAACGUGCUCGACAUAAACGACCAGGCGCCAGUCUUCGUCAACACGAUCGAAGAGUAUGAGGCUGAGUUCAACAUGACGUCAGUGGUCAACUACAAGGACUACGUGUCCGGGAUCAAGGUCAACAGUCACGUGGGCUCGAUUGUGUCCGAGCAGGUCAAGGCUAUAGAUGAGGACCUCCCACCGAACAACCACACGCAGUAUUCCAUCGGGCAGUUCGUGGGAGAACUCAACUACAACUACUGGCUCGAGGAAGACAAACGCCCGCCGUUCGUCAUUGAUCCGGACACCGGUGCUAUCAAGCUCAACCACUCACCGAAACCCAACGCACAGGGCCUGUGGCGUUUCAUCGUCACGGCAACCGACCCACCGCUAGGAGAAGGCCCGCACAGCACGAACGCCACCGUAUGGCAAGGUAACUAUGACGACGAGGAGGAGCAGACGCUGGAGAAGACGCUGAAGCUGGCGCUCAUCAUCGUCUGCAUCAUCCUGCCCGUCAUCGUCAUCACGCUCAUCUGUAUCUGGUGCUCGGAGGUCAACAAGUAG